Molecule: messenger RNA, 2407 nt
Organism: Cephus cinctus (wheat stem sawfly)
Lineage: Eukaryota; Metazoa; Arthropoda; Insecta; Hymenoptera; Cephidae
Gene: Fdx2
Product: adrenodoxin
Exons: 5
Coding region: 233-766 (177 amino acids)
Biological process (GO): positive regulation of oxidoreductase activity; P450-containing electron transport chain
Cellular component (GO): mitochondrion
Molecular function (GO): 2 iron, 2 sulfur cluster binding
Source: RefSeq, a predicted model, not a curated record
UUCCCCUCUAUGGCCACAUAUUCAUAGGUCAAAUCGCGUGUGAAUGAAUGAGACAACGUGCAGUGACAUUGACAUUCAAUAUAAAUGAACAUGACGAAGACCAAACCGCAAGCUGAAUAUCGAUAUCUCUCUAGUAGUAGAUGACACAGGAGAAUCAUACAGGUAGUUUGGAGUUGACACUGUGCGGUCACGUUGACAGGUAGUUUGGAGUUGAGACUGUACGGCUACGUUGAUGAAGACGAAGAUCAUGACAAUCGCCACAACGAUGUCAUUGAUAAGAAGAUGUCGUGCAUUGGGAGGACUGACAUUUUUUCAACCAUCGUUUUCAAACGUUGCCUUAGAAAAUUCCGCAGGAACUUCAAGUCCAAGAAUUAGAAAUUUGCUGCGCAGAAAUGUGUCGACGACACAACCUCUAAGUGAAAAAGCAGAAGUAAAAGUGACAUUUGUCAGAGCUAACGGCGAGAGAAUCGAGACUAAGGGAAAGGAAGGAGACAGUUUGCUUGACGUUGUAGUAAAUAACGAAAUUGAUUUGGAUGGAUUUGGUGCGUGCGAAGGGACUUUAACAUGCAGUACGUGUCAUUUAAUAUUGCCAAAGGAUGUUUACGACGCAUUACCUGAUAAACCAACGGACGAGGAGAUGGACAUGUUGGAUUUAGCAUAUGAACUUUCUGAAACUUCUAGACUUGGCUGCCAAGUGAUCUUGACAAAGAAUCUUGACGGAUUGGAAGUCAAAGUUCCUUCUACCGUAAACGACGCGAGAGCGUAACGAAUGUGUAAUGUAGUUAAUGCUAGUGCGCAGUUCGAGCCGGAGCUUGGCUGUUGCGUUAUAGUUAAUGACAAGUACGUAGCGCGUGUUUGUGGUGAAUAGUCUAUUUUACGUUCAAACAAGAAGUCGGUUUCGGCCUUGUUUGUUAUAAUUUAUGUAUAGAUCCUUUAAAGUCCAUGUUUCAUUGAGAUGAGUAAUGAUACCUUUUUUGUUUUAAUCAUUUUCACCCGUACGCACUGAUCUUGAUUGUUAAGACAGCUGUUUGUAUAUCAUGUGAGAAUUUUGUGAAAUUGGAUAUUUUGAUUAAUUACUAAGCUCUUUUGUUUUUAUCGAAAUUCCUCGAUAUUGAGAAAUCAUAAAUGACAUUAUAUGAUGUUCGAAAUUAUAUAAGUUUUAAAGUUACUUAUGGUAUUUAUAUUCAACCUCGCGGUUAUUGCGUUAAUUGACAAAGCAUUGCUACACCUCUUAUUAUCCAAUGCUCUUGUGAUUUCUCAGUUGGAAGCCACAUGGCAAUUACAAAAUUUGUAGAAUGUCCGGUAGUAGAAAGUACACCACGGCGCUCGCUGGUUUUGUAAACCGGACACGUAUAGGUUUGCCUCACAGCGACGUCUUCCUUCUUCAUGGGAACUAACCAAAUCUAUAGAAAUUAAUAUAUUAGUUAAAAUCAAUCAUAUCAAUCAUUCGCAGGAAAACUCACGUGUGGCACGUUUUCGUAUAAAACUUUCGGUAGGCUUUCAUCCACGACCAUUUUAUCCAUAUUGAAUCUGGCUCCAUCCAAAAAUAAUCCAUAAAUAUAUACUCCGUCUUCAGGCGGAGUUUGAAAAACAGUUUCCUUUAGUGUCACAAAAUCAUAUACCAAAAGAUCAAUUGGUAUGUGAUAUUUUCUAGCAUAGUUCUGUCUGGCACCAGUCAGAAAAGCUUGUGUAAAAUAAAAUCCCGAAAUCCAAAAUGUAAUCGGUGGCCCAUUCUCAUACCACUUCUACAAAGAAAUUUUUCGUAUUGAGUUUUCAUAUUCGUUUGUCGAAAUUGUUAAAUUGCUUACUUGUAAGAAUUGUAAGCGUUCCAAAAAAUCAUUGACGUAGCUGCCCAGUGGUUUUAAAGAUGGAUAGGAACGGCGCAUCCAUAAAGUUGGAAUUUUUCCAGUUAAAAUUGCACCGACAACUUCUUCGAGUUCGAAUGAAAGUACAAUUAGGCCUGUAAAUUAAUAGUUUUAUUGAAUGUUGUUAAAAUCAUUCGUGAUCGCACUAGGUUAUACCUUUUAUAGCUUUUUGUACGUUAACCAGACUGCCUCUUAUACACUGCAACAAUUUAUUAAAUCUUCCCAUUUCCUGUACCAGCACAGUAUUCAUACUCUGGUUGUAAGACGUUGGAUACUUUUCAAGAGCAGCCACCAGAUCGAAGUCUUGUGGUAACUUUUUUAAAAUGUCACUCGUCACUGCAAAAACCACGUCGUCUCCAGAUUUUUCACCUGGUCCAGUGGUCGACAUUUCCUGUAGGAUGUAAGAACGUGUAAAAUUUUAAUUUCACAGUAAUUUCAUAGGGUCAGCAUUCGUAACGCCCUUACCUUUAGAAUCUAAAUGUCAGACAUGUAAAGUCAUGAUUUAAAAAAUGAAAAUGAUGCGUUUUGUUUUUAUGAUCAUA